Tympanuchus pallidicinctus (lesser prairie-chicken) is the source of this 716-nucleotide messenger RNA. Its product is annotated as ciliary neurotrophic factor receptor subunit alpha-like. Gene Ontology annotation, molecular function: protein binding. The record is from RefSeq and is a predicted model, not a curated record. Lineage: Eukaryota; Metazoa; Chordata; Aves; Galliformes; Phasianidae. The transcript is spliced from 2 exons. Bases 228 to 701 code for a protein of 157 amino acids.
GAUUUUCCUUAGUACUCCUCUUACCACUGAUGUAUUUGUAAAAGGCUUUCUUGUUCCUUUUUACCCCAGCGGCCAGGUUGAGUUCAAUCUGGGCUUUUGCCUUUCUGACUUUCUCUCUAUAUAUCUUAACAACUUAUCUGUACUCUUUUGGAGUCACCUGUCUUUCUUCCACAGGAGGUAGAUUCUCUUUUUCUCCCGGAACCUCAAGAAUAGCUCCCUGUUCGUCCAUGCCGGUCUUCUUCCCCGCUGGCUCAUUUUGCAGCUUGGGGACAGUCAGCUCCUGUGCCUUUAAGACUUCCCUCUCACUGCCGGAUUUCCUCCUCUGGCUGCCUCCCAUCCCCAGCACCCCCUGCCUGAUCCCCACCUGCCCGCAGGUCGAGCUGUCGGAUGGCACGUCACACACCAUCACAGAUGCCUAUGCUGGCAAGGAGUACAUCAUCCAGGUGGCCGCCAAAGACAACGACAUCGGCACGUGGAGCAACUGGAGCGUGGCUGUGCAUGCCACCCCCUGGACGGAGGAGCCCAAGCACCUCACCACGGAGGUUCAGAUCACAGAGACGACGAGCACCAGCACUUCCUCUUUCAUGCCGCCCCCCACCACCAAGAUCUGCGACAAGGGGGCCGGAGUGGGCAGUGGCGCCGUGGCAGUGUGUUGGACAGCUGGACUCGUCUUGGCUGCCUAUGGUGUCCUCUUUAUUUAGUGAGUAUGCCCCAAA